Messenger RNA from Aphanomyces astaci, 411 nucleotides. RefSeq lists its product as hypothetical. Lineage: Eukaryota; Oomycota; Saprolegniomycetes; Saprolegniales; Verrucalvaceae. The transcript is spliced from 3 exons. Bases 1 to 411 code for a protein of 136 amino acids. The record is from RefSeq and is a predicted model, not a curated record.
AUGACCUCGAAGGACAAGAUCAAGUGCAUGCAUCGCCACAUCCCGGAACAUCGCAACAUUCGUCAACUGUGGGGCUGCAUCGUGAACGCCGCGGGGGAGCUCCAAGCUCCUGUACAGUCAACUCGCUCAACGCCGUCCAGCCCCUAUAUGCAGAAGAAGAAGCGAAUGAGGUCGAUGACGAAGACACUCACCAUUCACCAUGCGUUUCACGAAGAUCAAGUCUCCGCUGUGGAGAUCGACUCGAUUGUGCCCGAUGACAUGUCGACGGAAGAAUUGGCGCCAUCCGGGACGGGCUCACCGGCGACUUCUGGGGCAGCGAUAUCGUCUGAUGUUGCGGGGGCAGAAGCGGUUAAGGAAGCGGUGGCGAAGCGUGGACGUCGCCUGGGAAGAAUGGCGAAGCAAUUGACGUAG